AUGGCGCGCCCCGUGCAGCUUGCCCCGGGCUCGCUGGCGCUGGUGCUGUGCCGGCAGGAGCGGGACCGGGGCGCUGCCGGGGCAGAAGAUGGGGAGCCCGGAGGCCGUGCGCUCUUCCGUGCCUUCCGUCGUGCCAACGCGCGCUGCUUCUGGAACGCGCGCCUGGCCCGCGCGGCCUCCCGGCUGGCCUUCCAGGGCUGGCUGAGGCGCGGGGUGCUACUGGUACACGGGCCGCCCGGCAGCCUGCAGGUGUUGCGGGACGCCUGGCUGCGCCGGGCACUACGCCCGCCCCGGGGCUUCCGCAUCCGAGCCGUGGGAGAUGUUUUUCCAGUACAGAUGAAUCCAAUUACUCAGUCCCAGUUUAUACCUUUGGCGGAGGUCCUUUGCUGUGCUAUAGCGGAUAUGAAUGCGGCUCAUGUUGUGGUGACCCAGGAGUCCCUGAUGGAUCAGUUGGUGAAACACUACCCAGGCAUAGCCACUCCUUCACAAGAUAUCCUCUACACCACCUUGGGCCAUUUAAUUAAAGAAAGGAAGAUUUACCAUACUGGAGAAGGAUACUUCAUUGUGACUCCCCAGACUUAUUUCAUCGCAAACACAGCACCCCCGGAGAAGGAGAGAGCGCCGCUGGAAGACGGUCACCCGCCGCCAACUUCAGUCACUUACCUGGUCAGUAUGGACGGCCAGGCAGAAUUAACCAAAGAAAGUAUCACUAGCCCCUCCCAUUGCAAAUCCUGCCGCUGCUUCCCAGACCCGUGUCCGGGAGAGCCUUCAGGGGACAGGGGUAGGAAAGGGCAGAAGAACUUGGGGGAAGCCAAACCAUCAGUGCAGAGCCAGGCCAUCUCAACGUCGGAGGAGAAGCGCCUUUGUGACCGGCCCAAACCCCUGCCGCCCACCAAGGACAAAGAAAAGAGCAAGAAAUUUGGUCUCCGUCUCCUCUGGCGCCAGAUGUCCAGAAAAGAAAGGCCCAAGAAGGACCACAGGACUUUCUCUGCCCAGUUCCCACCUGAAGAGUGGCCUGUCCGAGAUGAGGAAAACCUCGACAAUAUUCCUCGGGACGUCGAGCAUGAAAUUAUCAAGCGCAUCAACCCCGAACUGACUGUCGACAACCUCAUCAGACACACAGUCCUAAUGCAGAAAUGUGAAGAGCGGAAAAAAUACAUGAGCCAGGGCACAUCCACUGACCUGCUGGCAGCCGGCCACAAGCAGCUGCAGCAGCCGCAGCAGCAGCCGGUGAAAGCCGGGGUGAGGAGACGGCAGAGUAGGUCUGGAAGGCACCGGAGGAAAGGACAUUCAAGCCAGAGAGGCUCCCAGGGCAGUGAGCCAAGGUCAGUCAUCACCAGGCCAGAGAAACACUCCAAGCACCUUCCCACGGAGGCUGUGCCCAGAGCCAAGACCCCAGAGGCAGGACCGGCUCAGAAACUUCUGCGGGAGACUCAAUCAGGGGCUGCCAACCCCCAUUUUAUUUACAAAAAAAGAAUCAGCAACCCUUUUCCAGGCUUUCCUCACAGGGGGAAUCUGACAGUCAGAGGCUACAGGGGCCAGAAGAGCAGUGACCUGAAACCCAAGCUGACUGAGAAGCCCAAAAAGUCUUUUCAAAGGUCAAGGUCUUUGGAUUCCUCAAGAAACGUUGGCAGUGAAGUUCAGCAGCCAUGCGCUGAGCAGCCCAAAGACAAGGUGAAGCCAGGAAUGCCUGUCAGCCCUAACGCUGCUUCUGUCCAACCUGUCGGUGACAGCUUCAGAGACCGCCCCUCAAAUUAUUCACAGAAUGGGUUUUUCAGAACAAGGGGUAAGGGCCAUCCCUUCAGAGAAAGCCAGCCUGGGCAAAAUGCCUGCGCUGCCCAAGACAAGACUAUCCGUGAAGUCCAGUGGAAAAUCCACCCCUGUGCUGAUCCACUGGGGGAGACCCAAACUGAAAUGCAUUGUUCUGCGGCCCAGGCCUCUUGUUUAGUAAACCACGAAGUCCCUGGGCGUGAGCUGAUGGAUCAGACCGUUGUGUGUCAGUUCCAGAAUCUUGGCCUUCUGGACCAUCAUCUGAGCAGCGCCCACCAGAUCAGACAGCCCGAGAGGCAAAGCAGAGACGCCCCAAAGGAGCUGACUGUGACACGCUGGGAGACCCUCAGUCACGAGAAUGAAGGAGUUACUGACGAGGAUGACCACCAGGCUUUGUACCAGAAGGAGAUGGAUGGCGACGAGGAUGCCUGCAGCUCUUUGUAUUUGCAGGAGGAGGAGGAAGACAAGGAGGACUUUGCCGAGAAACACAUCCUGUGUCCGGCUCGGCCAGGCUACAUCCCAUAUUCCUUUACAGAGGGAAGCCUGUGGGACAAUUUAGGGAAAACUAACGUGAACGAGGGACCCCUGGGCCACUGGAAGAUAAGUAGUGACCCAACUGAUUACAGCAGCAAAAUACAACAGUUUGAGGCUCAGAUUUCUGAAAGAAAUGACUAUCACAGACCUGCUGGCUUGGAUGGGCGCCAGAAGAUGGAUUUCUCAGGAGAUAACCGUGGCCUCCAUCCACGUGGCUAUCGCUGUGAUGAGGAAGCUGGUGCGGCCCCAAGGGCCCAGGCUUCUUCAGAGCUUGUCGAUGGCAGUAUAUUUGACUAUUACAACGCCAGCGAGGCUGACUCUGAAGCUGAGACACUGCAGAACUCUGCCAGGGAGACGGGGGAGACAGCGGCUUGCUGGGGUCUGGGGCCACAGGGCGAGGAAGUGAGGAAACAUUUCAGGCAGACGCCAGAGCCCUUCAGCGCCUCACGGAUGCCGAGUUUGGCCCAGCGUGUCCAGCAGCAGGAGCAGAAUCACUCGGAAGGAACUGAAAACCACAGUCUGACAGGAGACAGUGGAAUCGAUUCUCCACGGACACAGAGCCUGGCAUCUAAUAAUUCUGUCAUUCUGGAGGGGCUGAAGAGAAGACGGAGUUUCCUGCAGAGCUUUGAAGGCAUAAACAACACGAGGAACGGACAGAUGCUUACAUCAAAUUCCUUACUCCAGCUGACGCCUGUGAUAAACGUUUGAGUCUUCUUUUUCUCUGGGGACUUGAGGCUAAUUUUUUUUUUUUUUUGUAAAAAAUGUACAGCCUUAACUGUAAAUGUUUUAACCCACUGCCUAUAUCAGUCGCCCAUGUUUUACAUACAUACUUUAUAAUUCUUGAAUAUUUGUGCUCUAGUCACGGACUUUGUUCUGUUUCUGAUUUUAAAAAAAACUUUUAAAAACAAUGCAUUUGGGU
This is a messenger RNA of Vombatus ursinus (common wombat), 3223 nucleotides long. RefSeq names its product storkhead box 1 (gene STOX1). The transcript has 5 exons. Gene Ontology annotation, biological process: positive regulation of transcription by RNA polymerase II. The record is from RefSeq and is a predicted model, not a curated record. Bases 1 to 3012 code for a protein of 1003 amino acids. Lineage: Eukaryota; Metazoa; Chordata; Mammalia; Diprotodontia; Vombatidae. Gene Ontology annotation, cellular component: nucleus; cytoplasm. Gene Ontology annotation, molecular function: RNA polymerase II transcription regulatory region sequence-specific DNA binding; DNA-binding transcription activator activity, RNA polymerase II-specific.